CUGAGUUUGGUCUCGAGUCAGAUGGAACAAGUAACGUACAGUUAACGGCAUUCGUGGAUAUUAUAAGAGAUUGGAACAGAACAAUAUAACUUUCUAAACAGGUUUGCCUCUGUUCAACCAGCGGUACGAUUUAAGCAAAGUGUAGCCUUAUUGCCACGUGUUAUAAUUUCGUUUCGCGAAAGGAUGAGUGCCGUAAUGGUUUCCUCGCUACUGAAUGGGGGAGUAGAAAGCGGUGGAAUUCCCGUGGAGCAUUUGGAUUAUGACUUCAUCCAGAAAUGCAGUGAUGUGAAGUAUCUGGAAAGGAUUGUGAUAGUGUUGAGGUCUGGGCAAGAGGGUCUAUAUCCCCAUCUCACAGAGUUCUGUGAGAAGCGCAUAGAAAAGCUGAACCCAAAGAGCCAUGCUAUUCGCAAGGCCAACCUUCCAGCCACAGCUGCCAGUUUCUCAGCUGAUGAAUGGAAUCAAAUCACUGAAGACUUAAAGAUGUGGGAGAGAGAAGUCAAAAUGAACGAAUUGGAUCUCAAACAGAAGCCCAUUUCUACUGAUACGAAGAUGCCACCGGUCCGUAGCUCGAACGUCUCUGUUGCUCUUAAACAGAUGUUUGACAAAGAAAAUAACACACGCAAGAAGAAUCCUGUUCCACGGAAUUACAGUGAAUGGGACAAGUUUGACGUUGAAAAGGAAUGUUCUAAAGUUGAUGAGGGCAUUAAAGAACAGAACUCUCCAACGGCUGUAAAUCACCCUCUGCCCAAAAUCAGCCGGAAAAUAGACACAGAAGUUUUGACGGUCACAGAGAAAGCUGUCUUUGCCAAUUGUGAAAAAGAGAAAGGCAAUGAAGCGUUCAGAGCUAAUGACUUUGAAGAGGCUGUGGCGUAUUACACAAGGAGUCUGUCGGUAAAGCCGACAGCGGUGGUGUACAACAACAGAGCGCAAGCGGAGAUCAAACUCGAGCUCUGGCACAGUGCACUCGACGACUGUGAGAAAGCUCUGGAGCUGGAGCCGGGCAAUCUGAAAGCCCUGCUGCGCCGGGCCACCAUACAGAAGCAGCUGGGCGAUCUUAAAAUGGCUGCUGAUGACCUGAGGAGAGUGCUUCACGCUGAACCACAAAAUGCAAUCGCAAAGAAACUUCUCGAAGAAGUGGAUAUGGUGGAGGCUGCCACUCCCUCUGUAGACCAGAGGAAAGGCACAAAAAUGCUUAUACAGGACGUGGAAGAUGAAGAUGAAGAUGAUGAUGAUGAGGCCGCUCCAGCCCAAGCCAGCCUGUGUGUGGGGGAGGAGAGCGUCGUGGCUCCUGGUGAGACGGGAGACAUGGGGAACGCGCAUAAAAAGCCCCCCGGCAGAGGGGACGGGGCCCCCCACGGUGAGCACACCCCCCAGGGACACUGGCGGGGCAAGAGAGGCAGCUUAGACAAGCACAGGGGGCAGGAGCCCGCCAAAAAGGACCUGGCCAACGGAGCUCAGGGCGCCGGGAGCGGCGGAGCGGAGAGGAACGGAGACGCCAGCGCGGGCUCUGGAGGGGACGACAGCAGGCUGGACGCCCCCUGCGGAGCGCUGCCCCCCCCUCUAGCCCGGCUCAAAAACCACGGGAACCAGCUUUUUAAGAACGGACAGUUUGCCGACGCGCUGGAUAAAUACUCCCAGGCUAUCACCGGCUUCACAGACUCAGGCAUUGACAGCCCGGAGGAUCUCAGUAUUUUGUACUCAAACAGAGCUGCCUGCUACCUGAAGGAUGGAAACAGCACAGAGUGCAUCCAGGACUGCACCAGAGCCCUGGAGCUCCGGCCCUUCUCCCUCAAGCCCCUCCUGCGCAGGGCCAUGGCUCACGAGUCCCUGGAGCGCUACCGCAAGGCCUACGUGGACUUCAAGACCGUGCUGCAGAUCGACAUGAGCGUGCAGUCGGCCCACGACAGCGUCAACAGGAUCACCAAGCUGCUGAUUGAGCAGGACGGCCCCGAUUGGCGGGAGAAGCUUCCGGAAAUCCCGUUGGUUCCCCUAUCGGCUCGGCAGCACCGGAAGGAGGAGCCGCCCAACGCCGAACUCGCACAGGCCCGUGCAGCCAGAGUUGCCCAGGAGACAGCGCGAAAAGCAGAGGCCCGUUUUGCUUCCACGAAGCAGGAGGGGAACGAUUGCGUGAAGAACAGCCAAUUCCAGGAGGCGGUGGAGAAGUACAGCGAAUGCCUUAAGCUGAAGCCAGACGAGUGCGCCAUCUACACCAACAGGGCCAUCUGUUACCUGAAACUGGAGCUGUUUGAAGAGGCCAAGCAAGACUGUGACUCCGCCCUCCAGCUGGAGCCAUCCAAUAAGAAGGCCUUCUACCGCCGGGCGCUGGCCUACAAAGGCUUAAAGGACUACCUGGCCUGCAGCUCGGACCUGCAGGAGGUGCUGCAGCUGGACCCCAACGUUCACGAGGCCGAGCGGGAGCUGGAGGAGGUGACGGUGCUCCUCAGGCAGAGCCUGGCUGCUGCUGCUUCGCCGGCCAAACCAAGGAAGAGUGUUCCCAUCACGGAGGUUGACGGCAGCGAGGAUGAGGCGGACGUGGCAGGCAGGGAGCAGGGCCCUCAGGCCGCAGGAAACGACUGCGACGGCGAAGGCUUCAGAAUCCCCGCCCAGCCGACCAACGCAUACGAGUUCGGACAGGCCCUGAAUGCGGCACGUUCCCGUGGCGACACCGCCGCCUGUGCAGAGCUGCUCCAGACCGUCGCGCCCGAGACUUUGCCCCAGUACGUGGGCACCAACCUGGAUGGACACACUGUUCACUUCCUCAUGCAGGCGCUCGACGGACACCUUCUUCAAACGGACCCCUACCUAGUGUACCAGCACCUGAGUUACCUGCACACAGCAGAGAGGUUCUCGAUGGUCCUCAUGCUUUUGGACAAAAACGAGCGAAGGCAAAUGACUCAGCUGUUCGAGCGCCUGGCGGUGGCGGAGAACGGGGAGUUCACGGCCAACGACGUGCAGAACCUGGCGAACAGAUACAUCUGAGAGCACAUGAGCCGCCCUCCUGCAUGCAUUCAUAAGAAAAGGGUCUAUGCAAACGGUCCCAGUCCACUGUUAAAAAGCUGCACCACGCCUAUAAAGCAAUGUACAUCCAAAUCUCCAAGCAAAAAGGACCUUGCGCAACAUAGGGAGUUCACAACUCUGGGGUUUUCUCACAUCCACUUUAUAUGUGCAUUGCUGGUUUAACUUCCGUUGUAUUACCGUUGAGAUCUGGCAGCAUAUGAACAUUGCACCCAAGGUUUUAGCUUGCUGAAACCCUCGGGAUUGUUAACCGAAAGUCCUCGAUGGCCAUUUUAGCUCGAGGAAGGUUCCAAAAUGGACGAACAGCAGCGCUGUGCUCGGGACCAUCGAACGUGCCAGAAGUCUGCCAGCAUCAUCUCGCCGAAUGCAAUUAGCCCCAGACUCCUCCUUUAUAUCGCUCCCUUUGACAAGCCCUGCUUUAUAAUCACCAUCCAUGCAGGCAUGGCAGCGUCUUCCUGAACUGAGAGCAGCCUGUAUCCAUGUCCAGGAUGAAAGGGAUUUCAAUGCCGGGGUUGAACAGAUACUGCAAUGCAGUAUACCAUCUUCUGUACACAGAGUAUACAGUACAUAUCUGUAUGUUAGGGAGUAUACGUGCUGGUUUGUAUAGUCUCCAUGCACCAAAUUCCAAAUGCGAGCUAAGGGUGAAUUGCUUGCUGAAGAAAAACCUGCUUAUUUCCAUGUCAGUUAUGGUUUGAGGUCCUACUUAAGAGUCCACUUUGCACUAUUUUGAUACGCAUCAAUUUUUAUUUCCUUCCCGACCCAUACAGAUUAAUAUGUUAAUGCAGAUUAUCUAGUGGCUCAUAAGCGCAGAAUUCCUAAUGUUGUUGUGCAAAGUUGUUUUUAUUCCUUUAUGUAAAAAUGAGCUUGGAACUCCCCCCCCCUCCCCCCCUCCCUUCACAAACAGAACGACCAGCUGCUUCGGAAAUCUCCCAGCUCAUCAUUUGACUACCAAACACAGAAGAGUCAAGGACAUCGCUCUCUGGGCAGUGAGCACCUUUAACAGAGCAAUAUGCUAGGGCCUGUUGUGCUGCCUGACACGCGUGUCAGAGAAGCUGCAUCUCUGUGGGUUGUGUGCCUUCAAAGCUGGAGUCCACUACAGGUCUUCCUCUCAGGGUUCCUUUGGUGUAUAGAAUGUGAUCCUUUAGAAAAGUAUGUACAGGGUUUUGACUAGAGAGAAAAAUAUUUAAUUUACGAGUUUUUUUUCAGCUUAGGAUCUUAACUAAUGUACUUUUGCUUACUUCAGGGAGAUGAGCUUGCAGAGGCCAAUGUCUGGAGCAAUAAAGCGCAUGUGUUCAAUAGCUUUCCACCAUUUUGUCCAUCAGUUCAACCGCUUUGCUUUAACAUUAUGUUUCAAUUUCUUUACCACAAGAUGUAAAAGGCAUUUUGAGAGAUUUGAAUGAGUAAUUAUUUAUGAAUAAAAAAUGGCAAACUUA
This is a messenger RNA of Conger conger (European conger), 4448 nucleotides long. It is a transcript of the gene spag1a, whose product is annotated as sperm associated antigen 1a. The record is from RefSeq and is a predicted model, not a curated record. Gene Ontology annotation, molecular function: heat shock protein binding. Bases 184 to 2979 code for a protein of 931 amino acids. The transcript has 19 exons. Gene Ontology annotation, cellular component: mitochondrion; cytosol. Lineage: Eukaryota; Metazoa; Chordata; Actinopteri; Anguilliformes; Congridae.